AUGGGCUCCAUGGCGGCGGCGCCGCGCCACCUGGUGGCCGUGCCAUUCCCCGGCCGCGGCCACGUCAACUCGAUACUGAACCUGUGCCGCAUCCUCGCCGCCCGCGACGGCGUCUCGGCCACCGUCGUCGUCACCGAGGAGUGGCUCGGCCUGCUCGGCGGCAGCCCCGCGCUGGAGCCGGGUAUCCGCCUCGAGGCCAUCCCCAACGUCAUCCCCUCCGAGCACGGCCGCGCCGCCGACUGGGUCGGGUUCGUGGAGGCCGUGUACACCAAAAUGGAGGCGCCGUUCGAGCAACUCCUCGACCGGCUCGGGGCCGCGCCCGCGGCCAUCGUUGCUGACACGUACGUGCCCUGGGCUGUCAGCGUCGGCAACCGGAGGGGCGUCCCGGUGUGCAUCCUCUCGGCGCUCAACGCCACCAUAUUCUCCGUGCAUUACCACUUCGACAGGUUGCCCGUGGCUGCCGGCGGUAGCGCGGAAAUAACCGAUGUCGCUGACCCCAGUUUGAUCGAGAGCUACAUUCAUGGGCUCAAAUCCAUCAGGCUAGCAGAUCUUGAGCCGUCACACACCGACAAGACUAGGUUGGAGAAAAUCCUUGAAGCCUACCCUUACGUGAGGAAAGCACAGUGCGUCAUCUUCACCAGCUUCUACGAGCUCGAGAGCAGCGCCAUUGAUUCUCUUAGGCAAGAGCUCCACUGCCCUGUGUUCGCCGUCGGCCCUUGCGUCCCCUUCAUGUCGCUCCAAGAAAACAAUGUCCAUCCAGCAGAAGACCAAGGGGGCUACAUGGCUUGGCUGGACGAACAGCCGGCGAACUCAGUGCUCUACAUCUCGCUCGGAAGCUUCCUCUCGGUGUCCUCCGCCCAACUCGAGGAGAUCGCCACCGGUUUGGCGCAGAGCAAGGUCAGGUUCCUCUGGGUGCUCCGGGACACGUGCUCCCGCGUGCAGGAAUUGAUCCAUGGAAGCAACUGCGUGAUAGUUCCAUGGUGUGACCAGUUGAAGGUCCUGCGCCAUCCUUCGCUCUGCGGAUUCUUCACCCACUGCGGCUACAACUCCACGCUCGAGGCGCUGUACGCCGGUGUGCCGAUGCUGGCUCUGCCGAUAGCUCUCGAUCAGCCGAUCAACAGCCGGCUCAUCGUCGAUGAGUGGAAGGUGGGGUACAGCCUCAAGGAGAAGAUCCGGGACGACGGCGUCGUGGGGAGCCAAGAUAUUGCUGAAACCGUGAAGAAGCUGAUGAAUUGUGAUAACUCCGAGGGCGUGAGGAGGAGAGCUUCGCUCGUGAAAGAGGCCGCUCUCACGGCGAUUGAAGGGGGCGGCUCCUCGCACAGAGAUGUGACGUCUUUCAUCAACUACAUUUCACAUUUCAAGAGCUAA
Messenger RNA from Lolium rigidum, 1368 nucleotides. Its product is annotated as UDP-glycosyltransferase 87A2-like. Lineage: Eukaryota; Viridiplantae; Streptophyta; Magnoliopsida; Poales; Poaceae. The coding region runs from base 1 to 1368 and encodes 455 amino acids. The record is from RefSeq and is a predicted model, not a curated record. Gene Ontology annotation, molecular function: UDP-glycosyltransferase activity. The transcript is spliced from 2 exons.